Euleptes europaea (tarantolino) is the source of this 652-nucleotide messenger RNA. RefSeq names its product proteasome 20S subunit beta 9 (gene PSMB9). NCBI's taxonomy places the organism in Eukaryota, Metazoa, Chordata, Lepidosauria, Squamata, Sphaerodactylidae. Bases 17 to 652 code for a protein of 211 amino acids. The record is from RefSeq and is a predicted model, not a curated record. The transcript is spliced from 6 exons. Gene Ontology annotation, cellular component: proteasome core complex. Gene Ontology annotation, molecular function: threonine-type endopeptidase activity.
GCUUCGGAGACCCGCCAUGGACGGCCGGGGGGCGCAGAAGAUCAGCACCGGGACGACCAUCAUGGCUGUGGAGUUUGACGGAGGGGUCGUAGUGGGGUCUGACUCCCGGGUCUCUGCUGGAGAUUCCGUGGUGAAUCGCUUCUUCAACAAGCUGGAGCGCCUCCAUGACCGGAUUUACUGCGCGCUCUCUGGAUCGGCAGCCGAUGCCCAGGCCAUCGCCGACACAGUGAAUUACCAGCUGGAACUCCACAGCCUGAACAUGGACGAGACCCCGCUGGUCCUGGCCGCGGCCACCUUGGUGAGGAACAUCAGCUACAAAUACAAGGAGGAGCUCUCCGCCCACCUCAUGGUGGCAGGAUGGGACCCCAAGCAAGGAGGGCAAGUUUACGGGACCAUGGGGGGCAUGCUGACCCGGCAGCCCUUCGCCAUCGGGGGAUCGGGCAGCACCUACAUUUACGGCUACGUCGACUCAGCCUACAAACCCGGAAUGACCCAGGAGGAAUGUCGCCAGUUCACCAAAAAUGCUAUCGCCUUGGCCAUGUCCCGGGACGGAUCCAGCGGGGGCGUCAUUUACCUCGUAACUAUCACGGAAGCUGGCGUCAAGGAAGAAGUUAUCCUGGGAGACAAGCUCCCCCAAUUCUAUGAUAAAUGA